This is a messenger RNA of Eruca vesicaria subsp. sativa (arugula), 600 nucleotides long. Lineage: Eukaryota; Viridiplantae; Streptophyta; Magnoliopsida; Brassicales; Brassicaceae. The record is from the annotation of a GenBank genome assembly.
AUGGGUCUUAUCAAAAGGUGUGAUGUUUACAUGGUGACUGUGAUGUUCAUGAGUUUUGGGUUUGCAAUAGGGUUUUCAAAUGGGCACAAAUUCUCUGUUGGUGGGAAAGAUGGUUGGGUCCUUACUGCUUCCGAGGACUAUUCUCAUUGGUCUCAUCGAAACCGGUUUCAGGUCAACGACACCCUUUAUUUUAAGUACCCUAAAGGGAAAGAUUCUGUGUUGGAGGUGAGUGAAGAAGAGUACAACACAUGCAACACCACACACCCAAUAACUUCCCUCUCGAACGGAGACUCUCUCUUUGUGCUUAGCCGCUCAGGUUCGUUCUUUUUUGUCAGCGGCAACUCAGAAAAUUGUCUCAAAGGCCAGAAGCUAUCCGUCAAGGUCAUGUCCGCCGCCCACCACGGCCAUAGUCCUCAUCAGCCAUCGCCCUCGCCGUCACCAACUCUGUCUCCCGUUCAUCAGCCUUCGUCAUCUCCAGCGCCUUCUCCAGUAGCAAUUGCUCCGGCUCCAGGACCAGCGAAAGGUUCUGCCGGUUUGGUUAGUCCUGGAGCGGUGUCUCUAGGAUUGCUUCUCGUGGAUAUUAUAAGUUUCAUGGUUUAG